AUGGCCCACACCGACCUCGCAGGGAGCUUAUCGCCGAGUCGAGUCAUGGAGAAAUCACCAAUGCCCGUGACGCCGCCCGCAGGCUACCUGCCCGAGCGCCCAUGCUCGACCAUGCCUGACAACGACUCUCCGCCGGGCAGCCCUCCCAAGGACAGCUACAGCCGCCAGAACCCGUUUGGCAUAUCACAGCAGCAGCCGCCCGAGGAUGACGAGAUGAACACCAGGGGCGGCGGGCGGGACGGGAGAGGGGGUGGGCUCUGCGAGGUUCUCCUGGCGGCGUGUUGCUGCUAUGCGCUCUGCGAGAUUUGUUGCUGA
Diaporthe citri is the source of this 315-nucleotide messenger RNA. RefSeq lists its product as uncharacterized. The record is from RefSeq and is a predicted model, not a curated record. The transcript has a single exon. NCBI's taxonomy places the organism in Eukaryota, Fungi, Ascomycota, Sordariomycetes, Diaporthales, Diaporthaceae. Bases 1 to 315 code for a protein of 104 amino acids.